Molecule: messenger RNA, 1131 nt
Organism: Malassezia globosa CBS 7966
Lineage: Eukaryota; Fungi; Basidiomycota; Malasseziomycetes; Malasseziales; Malasseziaceae
Exons: 1
Coding region: 1-1131 (376 amino acids)
Biological process (GO): nucleoside transmembrane transport
Cellular component (GO): fungal-type vacuole membrane
Molecular function (GO): nucleobase transmembrane transporter activity; nicotinamide riboside transmembrane transporter activity
Source: RefSeq, a predicted model, not a curated record
AUGCUGGUCGCAUCUAUGAUAUUAUCAUGGGUUCUCGUUUUGUCUGUUUGGAUUCGCGGUCCACAUGUUCCUGCGAAUCCCCACUUUUACUAUGGUUUCCUUCUUUUUCUUUCAGUGGCUCUUGCAAUUGCACAGACGUAUCUGCAGAAUGCCACCAUGGCCUUCUGCACGCGAUUGGAUAUUAAUGGAUCCAUUAUUGGCUACAUGCUGCUAGGUCAAGCUUUGAAUGGAGUCAUUGGAAGUGUGCUAAAUCUGCUUAGCUCUAUGGCAGCAGCGACACACAUGGACGCGAACGAGGCAGCAUCGACUCAGGCGAUCCAAAACCAACAAGCUGCAUAUACAGUCUUCAUCGCGACGGCUCUAUUGCAACUGGCAACUUGGUAUGCAUUUGAACAUAUGCUGCACGUGUCGCAUGUGAAGCAAGCUGUCGAGUCCUGGACGAUGAGCGAUGCAUUCGCAGCCCAUGCCCAAAUGAGCAUCUGGGACACAGUAUGGCGUGUGCAGCGGCGCCUAGUGCCGUGGAGUGUGAGUAUCUUUGGCCUAUUUGCGACGACGCUUUGUGUAUACCCAGGCAUUACAUCUCGUGUGCGCACGGUAACAGAGACACGCUGGUUGAAUAAUGAGGGCAUCUUUGUCGCUCUGCACAUUGUUUGUUUCAAUGUGGGCGACUUGUUGGGACGACGCAUGCCGAUCAUGUAUCCGAUCACGAACGUGCGGCGUGCGUAUGUUGCACAGAUAUGCACAGCAGCCCGCUUUUUGUUUCUUCCGUUCUUUUUGUGGUGUCGACUUGACAUAUACAAGACAAGCCCCAUUCCCGAUACGAUCUUCUUUCUUGGCGUCGUGGCACUUGGCCUAACGACAGGCUGGCUAUCCACGUCCUUUCUCAUAUCUGGGCCUCAAAGCGUUGCGAAGCAUGAUGAAUCUACAUCAACGCAAAAUAAUGGGCUUGAUACUGAGGCAAGACAAGAUCAAGUUCUACUUCACGACGAAACAAUGCACGAGGCAUCCGCAGCUGAGCAUGCAGGAACACAGGACGCAGCUAUGGCAUCGAUGUUGUGCUCGUUCUGGCUUGUGGCUGGUCUGACAGCAGGAGGAUGCCUAAGUUUGCUUCUCAACGUGUUUAUAGGGUAG